AUGCUUGAAGAAUUGAGAAUGUAUAUGAUGAACAAGCUGUUCACAGCAAAACUUAAUGGAUGGUCAAGUGAUGUUUCAUAUGAAAUAAGGUUGAAGUUGAAUGAGUUAAAGCUUAAUCAAAUGUUUUGGGAGGUAUUGCCAAGUGGACUUAACCAGUUUGAGACUAGGUCAAGAAGUGAGGCAUAUGAUGUUGAUUUAGAUAUGAGGACAUGUUCAUGCAGGAUGUUGCAACUUAAUGGUUAUGGGUGUGUUCAUUCUGUUUCUGCCAUUAGCUACCUCAAUAAAGAUGUGGAGAAAUAUGUGGAUCCUUAUUUUGUUAGAAAUAGAAGGAUUCAUGGUAGGAAAAAAACUAAAAGAGUUAGAGAUGUGAGUAAAAAGGGUGGAAAGCAUAGAGUUUCUAAGAAGGGUAAUAAGAUAUCAUGUAGUUUGUGCAAAGUGGAAGGACAUAAUAAGAAGACACGUCCAAAUGUUGAUAGGUCAAGACCAAACAAGUUACCAACUAGGGUUAACAGGACAAAGGCACCAAAGGGUGAAAAUGUGAAGAAAAGGAGUGCAGAAGUGGCAAGUGGUAGUAGGAUAGGAAUGGAUGGUAGGGAUACACAUGGUAGUAGGGUUAAGAGGACUAAGACAACAAAGGGUGAAAAUGUGAAGAAAAUGAUUAUAGAAGUGGCAAGUGGAAGUAGGACAAGAAUGAAAUGUGGGGAUCCAUAA
Molecule: messenger RNA, 711 nt
Organism: Lactuca saligna
Lineage: Eukaryota; Viridiplantae; Streptophyta; Magnoliopsida; Asterales; Asteraceae
Source: the annotation of a GenBank genome assembly